Molecule: messenger RNA, 1532 nt
Organism: Closterium sp. NIES-67
Lineage: Eukaryota; Viridiplantae; Streptophyta; Zygnematophyceae; Desmidiales; Closteriaceae
Source: the annotation of a GenBank genome assembly
UUUGUCGUAGCCCGAGCGAGCGUAGAAUCUGGCCGAAUUUGGUCCCUAGUGGUUCGUUCCGACUACACAUUCUAAAGCGCACAUCGCUCGCAGUGUCGCACAUCACGAAUCGGCUCGCAUCGUUACAAACCCCUAGCCUAUUUGUAGCCUGCUAACCGUCAAAUCCUCUGUUUUGAGACGUCUCAAAACUGAACUACUUAUCCUCAGGCUGCGGCUUUCGACAUGUUCUGCACGUGCUGCUGCUCGCAAUGCUGCGAGUCACUCGGCUCGUGUUGCUGCGCGGUGUGCUCUCUAGGAACAUCGCGGCGCGUAGCGAAGUACGUCUACGGCCUCCUCUUCCUCUUCGCGCUCGUCCUCAUGUGGUGCCUGCGCGACUUCGGCCAAGCGGCGCUCAUGCAUUUACCCAGCUUCAAAGAAUGUAAACCGGGCGAUCAGGCGUGCACUGCAACGACCGUAGUGCUCUGCACGGGCCUAGGCAUGUCCUUAUUCUUCGCCCUCAUGUCUGUAACCACAUUGGGGGCGCGCGUUGAUGGCGGGGGUCGUGACACGUGGCAUUCGGGCUGGUGGCCGCCCAAGCUGCUGCUGUGGGCGGGGUUGCUUGGCGUGACAGCCUGUCUUCCCCUAGGCGUGUUGAGUAUAUACGGCUACGUGGCAGUGGCAGGGGCGGCAAUCUUCGUCGUUAUCCAGCUUGUCAGCAUGCUGAACUUCGUCUUUGUCUGGAACGACACGUGGCAGGCGGACAAGAAGUGGCAUGUGUGGGGAGCGGUGGUAACCGGAACGUGUUACGUUGCACUGGCGGCAGCAGCUGUCCUCAUGUUCAUCUUCUUCGCACCCUCCUCCUCCUGCUCCCUCAACAUCUCCUUCAUCUGCUCUCUCCUCAUCCUCGUCCUCAUCCUCACCCUCGUCUGCCUCCUUCCAGCCGUGGAAUCCGCGGGGCUUCUGAGCACCGGCGUUAUGGCGGUCUACUUUGCAUUCCUCUGCUGGUCGGCAAUCAUGAGUGAGCCGCCCGGGGAGACGUGCAACACACGCCCACGGCAGACAGGACAAACUACAUGGACGGAUGUUACAGCCUUCAUUUUUGCCCUCCUUACAAUCGUGGUCUCGGUGUACACUGUGGGGAUCGACCGCCGGUGCAUCUCGCUCCAUCCGGGCUCAGGGGAGGAUGUGGAGGGCGCGGGCAAUGGCAAAGUGUCGUACGGACAUGGGUUCUUUCAUUUUGUGUUUCUUACGGGGACUAUGUACAUGACAAUGUUGUUUAUUGGGUGGGAUUUGAGGGAGAAUCCGGCCCAGUGGAGCUUGGAUACUGGGUGGGCUAGCACUUGGGUGAAAAUGGGAAUCAUGUGGUUUUCAGGAGCUGUCUAUUUGUGGGUUCUUGUCGCUCCUCUAGUUAUCAAAGGAAGAGACUUUUCUUGAAGUGGACUAGUGAUGGCAGAAGCACAGAGAUGCCAUGUGAAGAAAUCAGGCCCUCAGAUUCGUUUUAGGGCGUGUCCAGCGCGUUCAUUUUGCCCCAACACGAAUUUUUGACAUUUUUU